UUCUUCUUUCUUUAUUUUCUCUUCCAUUGAAGGAUUCUUAAAAGCUCUCUAAUUAAGGUCGACACUAAACCAUGGUAACUAGGAAGACGACGUCGAAGAGAUACUCGUUGGCAGCCGUCGCGUUGGUGAUAGUUAUAGUUGUAUAUGUUGCUACGUCUUCAGUCUUUGAUCGUCAACUGUUUCGUUCCUCAAGUUUCUCUCAAGUAGGUACAUUACAACAAACAAGGGAAUCAAGAAGAAUCAAGAAAACCCCACAAGAGAUGACUUCAUCAGCAACAAUUACAUGUGACCGAUCCCACACUAGUUACGACCUCUGCUCAAUCAACGGCUCCUGUAGUCUCGACACCAAAACCGGAACCUUAACUCUCAUAGACCCAACAACAUUCGCCACAUCAGCACCACCACAGCUUGUACUCCAAAAGAUAAAGCCAUAUCCAAGAAAAGCUGAGAGUUGGAUCAUGCCUAGGAUCAGAGAGCUUACGCUAACCUCAGGCCCAAUGGUCCUGACCCAAUCAUGUGACGUAACACAUGAUUACCCCGCAAUUGUGUUCAGCGCUGGAGGUUAUACCGGAAGUAUUUAUCACGAUUUCAUCGACGGUUUCAUUCCGCUUUUCAUCACGGCCAAUUCGGUAUACCCCGACCGCGAUUUCAUCGUCGUGGUAGUGAAUCCAAAGGAGUGGUGGAUGCCUAAAUACAUCGAUAUCCUAGGUGCGUUUAGCAAACACAAAACCAUAUUACUAGACAAUGAAAACGUUGCUACUACUCAUUGUUUCACUUCAGCCACCGUGGGCCUAAUUUCACAUGGGCCUAUGACAGUAGACCCGACCCAAAUACCCAACUCCAAAUCGUUAGUGGACUUCCAUAAUCUCCUAGACAAAGCCUUCUUCAACCCAAACCUACCUAUUACUAUCAAAACCCACAAGCCUCGUCUCAUAUUGGUCAGUAGAUAUGGCAGCAUUGGUAGAGUGAUCUUAAACGAGAAAGAGACCAAAGAGAUGCUUGAAGAUGUUGGUUUCGAGGUAAUAAUAUUCAAACCAUCGACAACGACGAGCUUGAGAGAAGCGUAUAAACUAAUAAAGUCGAGCCACGCGAUGGUCGGGGUUCACGGUGCAGCAUUAACCCACUUGUUGUUUCUUCGACCAGGUUCAGUAUUGGUUCAAGUUGUUCCAGUUGGGCUAGGUUGGGUGUCUAAAACAUGUUUCGAAUCACCGGCUAAGGCAAUGAAGUUGGAGUAUAUAGAGUAUGUCGUAAACGUGGGAGAGAGCAGUUUGAUAGAGAAGUUUAACAAAGAUGAUUUGGUUUUGAAAGAUCCUAUUGCUUAUAGAGGAAAAGAUUGGAAUGCGACUAAAAUGAACGUUUAUUUAAAAGAACAAGAUGUUAGAUUAGAUGUGAAUAGGUUUAGGAAACAUAUGAAUGAAGCAUACAAGAAAGCUAAAUUAUUUAUGGAUAUAAACGGUUGA
Capsella rubella is the source of this 1460-nucleotide messenger RNA. RefSeq lists its product as uncharacterized. NCBI's taxonomy places the organism in Eukaryota, Viridiplantae, Streptophyta, Magnoliopsida, Brassicales, Brassicaceae. The coding region runs from base 72 to 1460 and encodes 462 amino acids. Gene Ontology annotation, molecular function: glycosyltransferase activity. The record is from RefSeq and is a predicted model, not a curated record. The transcript is spliced from 2 exons.